CGUAAGCGAGCCGUGACAUCGUGAACGGUUCGCAGCUUCCGAACGUGCUCCACUCAAUACUUAGGGCAUUCGAUGAUUACGCGCUACAUUGACCAUUUGGUCGCGUUUAGAAACUUGACAAAUUAAAGUAUUUUGGUUUUUGAAUCAUCACGCGUCAGCGACUGUUGAUCUCGGACUGUGUUGAUCUCGAUGUAUGUUUGAGUGAUAUUUUGUGUUGCGGACUUUUUGUGAUUUGCGUUGAUAAGCGUAUGCCGGCGGUUCGAUUCAAUUUAGGUCACGAAGCGAUGGGUUGUUAGGUGCGCGCGCGCAGUCAAAUUUUGGUCUAAGGGGGAAGUGGGGUAGGUUAGUGGUGGGUUGGUUUGUGCGAGGGGGUGUCGGGGUGUGAGGUGAAGUUAGCGGGGUGGCGCUUCACGGGGGCUGGGGGCGGCCGGCGCCGGCGCCCGCGCACGCCGCCACCACGCUGGUCGGCGGGCUGGUUGCGCCGCCGCGGGAACCCACCACGGCGGCAGAAGCUUUUUGGAAGAUGCCUCAUAAAGAUGAACUGAUGCACAGUGCAGCGAUGGGGGGUGGUGCUCUCUUUGGGUGCUCCUCGGCUGGUCACAGCGGCAUCAACCAGCUCGGUGGUGUGUAUGUGAACGGGCGGCCGCUGCCGGACUCCACGCGGCAGAAGAUCGUGGAGCUGGCGCACUCGGGGGCCCGGCCGUGCGACAUCAGCCGGAUACUCCAGGUCUCCAACGGCUGCGUCUCCAAAAUACUCGGCAGCUUCACGCGCAGGUAUUACGAGACGGGGUCAAUCAAGCCUCGUGCCAUUGGCGGCUCAAAACCGCGAGUGGCCACCACGCCCGUUGUCCAGAAGAUAGCGGACUACAAGCGAGAGUGCCCUUCGAUCUUCGCAUGGGAGAUCAGAGAUCGUCUGCUCAGCGAAAACGUGUGCAAUAACGACAAUAUACCUAGUGUAUCUUCAAUAAAUCGGGUGCUUCGAAACCUAGCAUCCCAAAAGGAGCAAGCUGCUUCGGCCCAGAACGACAGCGUCUAUGAGAAGCUGAGGAUGUUCAACGGACAGGCGGCGACUGGCUGGUGGUACCCUGGACUGCCUACUGCACCAGCCGCACCGGCGAUACCAGCACCACUCCCCCCUCAACUGAAUCGGACGGGGAAUAGUGAAGAGCAUAAACGAGAUGCCCUUCAAUCCGAGGCUGGAUCAGACGGGAACAGCGAACACGCGUCGUCAGGAGACGAGGACUCGCAGAUGCGGUUACGGCUCAAGAGGAAACUGCAGAGGAAUCGGACCUCCUUCACCAAUGACCAGAUAGACAGCCUUGAGAAAGAAUUUGAAAGAACCCACUACCCCGACGUGUUCGCGAGGGAGCGGCUCGCUGAAAAGAUCGGAUUGCCUGAGGCACGUAUCCAGGUAUGGUUUUCUAACCGGCGAGCAAAGUGGCGUCGCGAGGAGAAACUUCGGAGCCAGCGGAGGGACGCUCCAGCGGCGUCGCCCCCUGCGCCCCCCGCACCCCGCCUGCCCCUAAAUGGGGGGUUCAACUCCAUGUAUAGUCCCAUACCGCAACCUAUUGCUACCAUGGGUGAUUCCUAUAGUGCGCUUGGUUCCGACAGCUCCAUGUCGGGCGGGCUCACGUCGUCGUGCCUGCAACAGCGUGACGGCGGCUACCCGUACAUGUUCGGUGACGUGCUCGGCAGCGGCGGCUACUCGCGGGCGCCCGCCGCUCACCAGCAACACGCCGCCUACUCACAACCGCAAGCCGCCGCUAGUACUGGUGUAAUAUCGGCGGGGGUGAGCGUUCCAGUGCAAAUACCCUCACAAGGGCCAGACCUCGCAUCCAACUACUGGGGGCGGCUUCAGUGAUCUCAGCUAUUCGGGUUCCCGCAUCGUCUACUCUCGAUGCCUGAGAACCCGACCAAUGUGCCCGAAUCGCCAUCUAGCGGUGAAAUCGCGCACAACUACGCAGAUUUGUCUAUGAACGCUCUAAACAUGACAGCCGGACACGACGCCAAUGUUUUGGCGGCAGAUUUGCAACAAGAACAAAACAAUUCUGUAUCGUAAAACCUUCAAGACUGUAGCGUCAAAUAGGCAUUUGGUUACCAGUGAAUUUUAUUUCCUCAGUGUUUAAAUGGUGCAACAUAAUAAUUAUUUAUGUGAAAAUAUGUCUGCAUUAUAAAUUACGAUACAAUAUUAUUAAAACGCAACUGAUGAUGUUCAAACCUAGUGGUAAGUAAGCGACCAUAAGCAAUGAACCGUGUUACAAAAUUAUUUAUUACUGCAAUUAUUUUCUGUAUUUAGUAGAAAAGAUUGUCUUUAUUAGUUAAAGUAGUCAAAUAAUACAUUUCAUUGCUUGUGCUCCAAAAAAAUAGUAAGCUAGAAAAAAUGAAGCGCAGUUAAUGUACAUAUAGAUAAGCGCCAUCUAUUGUUGAGUAGAGGAAGUUUCGUUACUGCGGACGAAGCAGGAUAGGCGGGAAAAUAAAAUCUAAAUUGUUUGUGCCAACAUUUGUAAUAAUUGAGUAUUAUAGGCCCUUACAAGCACAACCCUUUAUUUCUUUGAUGUAUGUGUUAGGGUGCGAAAUAUUAAUGGUACAGUGGAAAGAACUCGGCAAUAGGCUUCGUUACAGCGAUUUGUUUAGAAUCCCAACCCCUCUUAAACAAAUUGUCGAACGAACUAAUCAUGUUUGUAUAAUUGUAUAAUAAAAUUACAAUAAUUGAUGUUGUAAGCGAUGAUUUGCAGUUUCAUUAUUGAACAUAUACAUACUACAUGAACCUUAAAACGAAUUAAUUUAUUAUAUUUAUUAGUUGUAAGAUCAAUUUUGCUGUGAUUAAAAUGUAGUUUGUAAAUGCGGUUACAAUAUUUUUACCAUGAAACGAAGCAAGUAUUGGAUUAGUUACGUAUAGACAGUACUAACUUAUGUACAAAUUUGUAUAGGUACAUUAAUGGUUACGCGGAGGUAAUAUAACCGUUUGUGUAAAUUAAUUUCGUAUCGAAAUGUUAUGGUGCCAUACAGCACAAUUCAUCUUUUGCAUUUUGAUUGAAUGUAAAAUAAUAUAUUUUGUUUAAAAGUAAAUGAAUGCAAUACGAAGAGGCAUAGAUGAUAGGGUAAACUAUGGUGUAAUAUGUAAAGUAGGUAGUAUUAAGUGUAAAAUAAAUUAUUACUCGAUUUUAAGUGCAUAUAUAGAUGAGAAGAUUACCUACAGUGAAAUUUAUUAAUAAAUAUUGCAUUAACCAUUA
Messenger RNA from Galleria mellonella (greater wax moth), 3233 nucleotides. RefSeq names its product paired box protein Pax-6 (gene toy). Gene Ontology annotation, molecular function: DNA-binding transcription factor activity, RNA polymerase II-specific; RNA polymerase II cis-regulatory region sequence-specific DNA binding. Gene Ontology annotation, biological process: anatomical structure development; regulation of transcription by RNA polymerase II. The record is from RefSeq and is a predicted model, not a curated record. NCBI's taxonomy places the organism in Eukaryota, Metazoa, Arthropoda, Insecta, Lepidoptera, Pyralidae. The coding region runs from base 524 to 1861 and encodes 445 amino acids. The transcript has 10 exons.